Oncorhynchus keta (chum salmon) is the source of this 13806-nucleotide messenger RNA. Its product is annotated as ankyrin-3-like. Gene Ontology annotation, cellular component: T-tubule. NCBI's taxonomy places the organism in Eukaryota, Metazoa, Chordata, Actinopteri, Salmoniformes, Salmonidae. The record is from RefSeq and is a predicted model, not a curated record. Bases 445 to 11772 code for a protein of 3775 amino acids. Gene Ontology annotation, molecular function: protein binding. Gene Ontology annotation, biological process: protein localization to T-tubule; regulation of cardiac muscle contraction; signal transduction. The transcript is spliced from 50 exons.
CCCUCACACUCCAUUCAGACACUCACUCACACUCUCUCUCUCUCUCACACUCACACACACACACACACACACACAGAUCCACGCGGAGCACCGACCCAGGUGCCGCCAUGGACCAGGAGGGGAACGUGAAGAGGACAGCUAGAAACAGAGGGUGGUUACCGUAGUAACUGGAUCUCUCCUCUUCACCUCUGUGCCUGGUGAUGCUGUCUCUCCAUCUGGCUUCUCUUCUCUCGCUUCUAGAUACACUACCUCUACACUGAUAGUGGAUGACACAGAAACAGGAGGGGCUGGUUUCUCAUCUUUUCACCCUAACUGAGAAGGGAACCUUAUUCUCCGACACUCUCCUUGUCAGGACGGAACACUACACUUUUUCCCUUUCCUUAUCUUUUUCUCUGAGAUCGUUGGCUUCCACUUCCCUGGGAUUUCUAACGUUUUUAUUCCGCCAUGGCUCACGCAGCCUCCGCAUUGAAGAAGAACCGGGACGUGGAUGUCAAUGCUAUCGAGGAUGAGAAAGAAAAGAAAAGGAGAAUUAAGAAACUUGCGUCCCGGGAACAAAAGAGAAAGUCAGACAGCAAUGCCAGUUACCUGCGAGCAGCGCGGGCUGGGAACCUUGAAAAGGCCCUGGACUACCUGAAGUCUGGGGUGGAAAUCAACAUCUGCAACCAGAAUGGAUUGAACGCUCUUCAUCUGGCCUCUAAGGAGGGUCAUGUGGAGGUGGUGGCUGAGCUGCUGAAGCUAGAAGCCAAUGUGGACGCAGCAACCAAGAAAGGAAACACCGCUCUUCACAUAGCCUCCCUGGCCGGCCAAACGGAAGUGGUGAAAGAGCUGGUCACCAAUGGAGCCAAUGUCAACGCACAGUCUCAGAAUGGCUUCACCCCACUGUACAUGGCUGCCCAGGAGAACCAUCUGGAGGUGGUACGCUUCCUCCUGGGACACAACUCCAGCCAGAGUAUGGCCACCGAGGACGGGUUCACUCCUCUGGCGGUGGCCCUGCAGCAGGGGCAUGACCAGGUGGUGUCUCUGCUCCUGGAGAAUGACACCAAGGGCAAGGUGCGUCUGCCCGCCCUGCACAUCGCCGCCCGCAAGGACGACACCAAGGCUGCAGCGUUACUUCUCCAGAACGACCACAAUGCAGAUGUCGAGUCCAAGAUGAUGGUGAAUAGAACGACAGAGAGCGGCUUCACUCCUCUCCACAUCGCUGCUCACUAUGGCAACAUCAACGUGGCCACGCUUCUGCUGAACCGAGGGGCCGCUGUGGACUUCAUGGCCAGGAAUGACAUCACACCUCUCCAUGUGGCAUCUAAAAGAGGAAAUAGUAAUAUGGUCAAACUGCUGUUGGACAGAGGCUCCAAAAUAGAUGGCAAGACCAAGGACGGACUGACACCUCUUCACUGUGGAGCGAGGAGCGGUCAUGAACAAGUGGUUGAGAUUCUGCUGGACCGCGGAGCACCCAUUCUGUCCAAGACAAAGAACGGGCUGUCCCCUUUGCACAUGGCCACUCAGGGCGACCACAUCAACUGUGUCCAGCUACUCCUCCAGAAUGACGUCCCUGUCGAUGAUGUCACCAAUGACUACCUGACAGCGCUACACGUGGCCGCCCACUGUGGACACUACAAAGUGGCCAAGCUCAUAGUGGACAAGAAAGCCAACCCAAACGCUAAAGCACUGAACGGCUUCACCCCGCUUCACAUCGCCUGCAAGAAGAACCGCGCCAAAGUGAUGGAGCUGCUGCUGAAACACGGCGCAUCGAUCCAGGCUGUGACCGAGUCUGGACUUACUCCUAUCCACGUGGCAGCCUUCAUGGGACAUGAUAACAUUGUCAACUCUCUGACACAUCACGGAGCUUCACCCAACACCACCAACGUGAGGGGUGAGACAGCGCUGCACAUGGCAGCACGGGCGGGUCAGGCGGACGUGGUGCGAUACCUGCUGCAGAAUGGAGCUAAUGUGGAGACCAAGGCCAAGGACGACCAGACGGCGCUGCACAUCUCUAGCCGGCUGGGGAAGGCUGACAUCGUCCAGCAGCUGCUGCAGCGGGGGGCUUCUGCCAAUGCUGCCACCACGUCGGGCUACACACCUCUCCACCUGGCUGCCCGCGAAGGUCACGAGGACGUAGCCGCCAUGCUGCUGGACCAGGGUGCAUCGCUCUCAGCCUCCACUAAGAAAGGGUUCAGUCCUCUUCACGUGGCAGCCAAGUAUGGGAAGAUGGAAGUGGCCAGCCUGCUUCUUCAGAAGAGAGCAGCUCCAGAUGCAGCUGGAAAGAGUGGGCUAACUCCACUGCAUGUAGCUGCUCACUACGAUAAUCAGAGAGUGGCUCUACUGCUUCUGGAUCAGGGAGCAUCUCCCCACGCCUCCGCCAAGAAUGGCUACACACCCCUCCACAUAGCUGCCAAGAAGAACCAGAUGGACAUAGGGACCACGCUACUGGAAUACGGGGCGGACACCAACGCUGCGACCCGCCAGGGCAUCAGUCCUGUUCACCUGGCUGCACAGGAGGGCAGUGUGGACCUGGUCUCUCUGCUCCUCUCCAAGAACGCCAAUGUCAACAUGGGCAACAAGAGCGGCCUCACACCCCUCCACUUAGCAGCGCAGGAGGACAAAGUCAACGUGGCAGAAGUCCUGCUCAACCAGGGAGCGGACAUCAACCCCGAGACAAAGAUGGGAUACACUCCGCUGCAUGUGGCUUGUCACUAUGGCAACAUCAAGAUGGCAAACUUCCUCAUACAGAACCAGGCCAGAGUUGAUGGCAAAACAAAGAACGGCUACACGCCCCUCCACCAGGCGGCGCAGCAGGGUCACACCCACAUCAUCAACCUGCUGCUGCAACACGGAGCCUCGGCCAAUCAGCUGACCGUGAACGGGAACACAGCCUUGUCCAUUGCCCGUCGCCUUGGUUACAUCUCAGUGGUGGACACUCUCAUACCGCUGACUGAUGAGAAUCUGACCUCUGUGACUACGACAGAAAAACACAAAAUGAACGUCCCCGAGACUAUGAACGAGUUUCUGGACAUGUCUGAAGAUGAAGUUAAGGCUAAUGUGCCGGAAAUUCUCAAUGAGGACUGUAUUUCAGAUGUUGACGAAGGUGAGGAUGCAAUGACCGGAGACACUGACAAAUAUCUGCGGCCCCAGGACCUCAGGGAGCUGGGGGACGACUCUCUCCCGCAGGAGGGCUACAUGGGGUUCAGCAUAGGAGUCCGCUCAGCAAGCCUCCGCUCCUUCAGUUCGGAUAGGUCCAACACCCUCAACCGCAGCUCCUACGCACGGGACAGCAUGACGAUAGAGGAGAUCCUCGCCCCGACCAAGGACACACUUCAGAGUGUCUGUAAAGACCUUUCCUACUUGGUUGACCCUCUCAAUAAGCACCUGGCUGUAACCCGGGACUACGAUGCAGAGUGCCUGAGGCGCUACAGCUGGACCCCAGACACCAUGGACCACAGCAACACUGUGUCCAGCCCCAUUCACUCAGGCUUGUCCUCCCCGCUCCCUCAGUAUGACUCCAGAUUCCUGGUUAGCUUCAUGGUGGAUGCUCGUGGGGGGUCCAUGAGAGGAAGUCGAAGCAACGGCAUGCGUAUCAUCAUCCCGCCCCGGAAGUGCACGGCUCCCACCCGCAUCACCUGCCGCCUGGCCAAGAGGCACAAGCUGGCCUACCCUCCGCCCAUGGUGGAGGGAGAGGGCCUGGUCAGCCGGCUGGUUGAGGUCGGUCCUGCAGGAGCCCAGUUUCUGGGUCCUGUAAUCGUGGAGAUUCCUCAUUUUGGCUCCAUGAGGGGGAAGGAGAGGGAGCUGAUCGUACUCAGGAGCGACAAUGGUGACACAUGGAAGGAACACCAGUACGACUGCCAUCCAAGUGACAUCACAGACAUUCUGAACGGGAUGGACGAAGAACUGGACAGCAAUGCUGAGCUGGAGAAGAAGCGUAUUAGUCGGAUCAUCACCAGGGACUUCCCCCAGUACUUUGCGGUGGUGUCCAGGAUCAAGCAGGAGAGUAACCACAUGGGUCCAGAGGGUGGGACGCUGACCAGCCAGACAGUGCCCAUGGUCCAGGCUUCGUUCCCACAGGGGGCGCUCACCAAGAAGAUACGCGUUGGCCUGCAGGCUCAGCCCGUCCCAGACGACAUGGUGAGGAAUCUUCUCGGCAACAGGGCCACCUUCAGCCCUAUAGUUACCGUGGAGCCCAGGAGGAGGAAGUUCCACAAGCCCAUUACCAUGACGAUCCCUGUUCCGCCCCGAUCUGCAGAAGGCCACCCCAGUGGACACAGGGGGGACUCCACCCCCUGCCUGCGCCUCCUCUGCAGCAUCACAGGUGGAACAUCUCCUGCCCAGUGGGAGGACAUCACAGGGACCACUCCCCUGUCCUUUGUCACAGACUGUGUUUCCUUCACAACAAAUGUGUCGGCCAGGUUCUGGCUUACAGACUGUCACCAGACUCCUGAGACGGUCAGUCUGGCCUCUCAGCUAUACCGGGAGCUGAUCUGUGUGCCAUACCUGGCCAAGUUUGUGGUGUUUGCCAAGAUGAACGAUCCUGUGGAGUCACGCCUCCGCUGCUUCUGCAUGACGGACGACAAGGUGGACAAGACUCUGGAACAACAGGAGAACUUUGAAGAGGUGGCCAGGAGCAAGGACAUUGAGGUCUUGGAGGGCAAGCCUAUCCAUGUGGAUUGCUACGGCAACUUAUCUCCUCUUACCAAGAGUGGGCAGCAGCUGAUCUUCAACUUCUUCUCUUUCAAAGAGAACCGGCUUCCUUUCAAUGUGAAGGUCAGAGACAUGGGCCAAGAACCAUGCGGUCGACUCUCAUUCUUGAGAGAGCCAAAAACCACUAAAGGUCUUCCACAGACUGCUGUAUGUAAUUUGAAUAUCACACUGCCAACUCAUAAGAAGGACAUGAUGGAGUCUGAUCCUGAUGAUGAGACUGAAAAACCAGACCGACGUCAUACCUUUGCCUCCUUAGCUUUGCGUAAGCGCUACAGCUAUCUGACCGACCCUGCAGCGAAAACAACUGAUCGGAGCUCGCCGAGAACACAGCCUACUGGCUACACUCACAAACCUGUCUUUUCAACGAGAUCUUAUCAGGCGUGGUCGGCUGUUCCUGUCUCCGUCCCUGGCCAAGCCAAGUCUGGAUUCGGUUCCCACUCCAGUUCAUCGUCCAACACGCCCACUGCCUCUCCACUGAAGUCCGUGUGGUCCAUCACCUCAGCGUCCCCCAUCAAGUCCAACAUAGGCGGCUCACCGGCCCAUUCCAUCAAGUCAGUCAGCGACAUAGCUUCCCCCAUCAGGUCGUACAGGACCAUUUCAUCCCCAAUAAAGACUGUAGUUCAGCAGGCCCAGUACCCAGUUCAGGUUACCCCCAGUCUCCAGUCAUCGCCAGUCAGAAGCAUUCCAGACCAUGUUUCCAUCAAGGGACUGGCAGCAUUGUCUACUAGAACCUCUCCUAUCACCACUGGUGGAGGGUGUCUGCUAGAAAGGUCAUCAAUCACCAUGACGCCACCUGCUUCCCCUAAAUCCUCACUGAACAUGUACAGUUCAACUCUUCCAUUCAAGGGUGUCAUUGUGGGCACUGGCACAACAACAUCGUCCUCUCCUAUAAAAACUGUUCCUGGCCUCUCCUCUGUCCGGUCCAGUGCAGACCCCUCAAGCCCCUCAAGGAGUCUCUUUUCCUCCCUCUCAUCACCAAUUAAAUCCAACACUCCUCCUAGUGCUGCAGCUCUGAUCAAUGGAAUAGUAUCCCCUACAAAGUACCGCUCCUCCUCCCCCACGUCCCUACUCUCCAGCAGCUUACAGGGGAGGAUACAGGCAACCACCAAUGCAGCAACAACAAGCGUAAAUGCAGCCUUUGACGAGGUUGAAAAAACGUUCAAUUCCUGCUCUGCCUCUGGAUAUGGCACUCUCAAGUCCAUGUCCUCCUCAGCGUCAUCCUCUUACCAGUCCAUAAGAUCCUCAGCCUCUAGUUCCCUAUAUGCCUCUUUACGGUCCCCACUAAACCCACCAAGCCCAAUGACUGUCCCAGUGUAUUCAAUUAUAAAUGUUUUGCCAGAACCCCAAUUUAAAAAGCUCCCUGAGGUGUCAAAGUCAGCUGCUGCCCUCUUGUCCCCUCGAAAAACAAUGCCUGCUGAGACAAAAUCUCAAGCCCAGUCUUCCUUUGCCAGAACUCUGUCACCUGUCAAAUCCCCCUUAUUCAUGUCCCCGGCUGCCCUAAAAUCCACCACCUCAUCCCCGCUGUCCUCCAGCCAAGAGAUACUGAAGGACGUGGCAGAAAUGAAAGAGGACUUGAUACGGAUGUCUAACAUCUUGCAAACAGAACCAAGUUCAGCCUCCAAAGGUUUCCAGUCUGACUUCCCCAAAGAGGCUAGAAUGGAGGACGAGGAGCCUUACAGAAUUGUAGAGAAAGUGAAACAGGACCUGGUCAAAGUUAGUGAGAUACUAACCAAGGAUACGGUCAAGAAUAACAAGACAGCUUUUAAAACAAAUACAACAGACGAGGUACAGUUCUCUAAACAAGUGCCAGUGGAUCCCCAGCAAAGCAACUGGAGUUAUCCACCAAGAUAUGAGACAGUGGUCCCUCAAAUCAAAACUAAGACUAUACCAGACAGAGAUUUCAAUCUAUCGAAGGUAGUAGACUACUUGACAAAUGACAUUGGCAGUAGCUCUAUCUCAAAAAUUGCAGAUGUAAAGCAUAGAUCUGAUGAGGUUAGAAGAGAAGGAGAGGAGAAACAGAAACGUAUGCUUAAACCUGAGCACAAGCUGAAAAUGCCACCCGCAAACAUGCGGUCCUCUGCCUCAGAAAAGGAGCUCUGUAAACUAGCAGAUGUGCUAUUUGGGCCUGAUGCCAUGUUAGAAUCUCCAGAUGACAUCUCACAUGACCAGGACAAGAGUCCCCUCUCAGACAGUGGCUUUGAGACAAGGAGUGAAAGGACGCCAUCUGCCCCACAGAGUGCAGAAGGCAUGGGACCCAAGACGCUUUUCCAGGAUAUUCCACCAGUAAUCACAGAGACAAGGACUGAGGUUGUUCAUGUUAUUAGGAGCUAUGAGUCUCCUGAAGAUAACAAGCAACCAAUGAUGGAGGAUACAAGGGCGGUUAGAUACAUUGAUGCUGAGCCCAAAGGGCUGAAUGCAUCCAAUGUGGACCAAACUAAAUCAUUUCAGAUGAAAAUCAGCCCGGACGAUGACUCGAUGGGCAAGGGCAUGCGAGUUAAGGAAGAGACCCACAUCACAACUACCACCCGAAUGGUGUACCACAAACCCCAGAGUAAAGAGAAUACAUCAGAGAGGAUUGAAGAAUCAAUGUCAGUGCAUGAUAUCAUGAAAGCUUUCCAGUCCGGCAGGGAUCCCUCCAGAGAACUUGCUGGACUGUUUGAGCACAAGGCCGGCAACGAUGACACAUCACAGAGAGUUCUUGAAGAUAUCAGCUCAAAGCCCAAAGUUGAAAGAAUAAUUGAGGUUCACAUUGAAAAGGGCAACAAAACUGAACCAACUGAGGUCAUCAUCCGGGAGACAAAAAAUCGCCCAGGGAAGGAGAUGUACUUUUACCAAGGGAACAGUGGAAUGUCACGACAGGGAGAGGAGGAGCCUGAAGAAUCGCUCCCCUGUUACCUAGAGUCUUCCAGAGUAAACACGCCCAUGACACAGGAAGAUGAUAGUCAUCCAAGCUCUGAACAGCUCAUGGCAGACGACUCGUACAAAACCCUGAAGUUACUCAGCCAGCACUCUGUGGAAUAUAAUGAUGAUGAAUCAUCAGAACUCAGAGGAGAGUCUUACAACUUUGCCGACAAAAUGCUUCUCUCUGAGAAACCAGACUCGUUUCACUCUGACACUGAGGAGUAUUUAAGGGACAGGUCUCGUUUUCAAUCGCCAGAUAGGAGUUGUUAUAGUCAGGGAAGGUCUAGUGGAUCAAGGCAAGAAUAUAUUUUGAAGUCAUCAAACACAGACAAAUCAGGUCAAAUUGCCAAUGUAGACGAUAACUUUGACAAACUAACACUGUUGCAGUAUUCCUCAGAACCUGGUAGCCCAAAGCACUCUGUUUGGAUGCGUGUCACUGAUGACAGACAGGGCAAGAAUAGAGAAAAGCUGAUAUAUGAAGACAGAGUAGACAGAACUGUUAAGGAAGCAGAGGAAAAGCUUAGCGAAGUCUCUCAGUUUUUUCGUGAUAAGACAGAGAAACUGAACGAUGAGCUUUCUUCCCCUGAGAAGAAGUCCCGUAGGUCCGACUUUAGGGAAACACGAUCAGGGCCUAGCUCUACGCACAGCAGUCCUGAAAGAUCAGCAUACAGGAAUGGGGGCAGUGGUGAAGAAUGUAGAGACCGUUUCAGAGACAGGUUUGGCUCCAAUGAUAGAAAAUGUGCUAGUUUACCAAGCAGCCCAGAGAGGAGAGUGCUGCUACAAUAUAAGGAUGACAAUAGAAAACCAGGGGAUGGCAUCUCACAGGGCAAUGUGGGUGAUGCCUCUAAACCUUUUCAAAUGUCAUCCUCCAAAGUCAGCGCUGUUAGGCUACAUUUUGAACAAGAGGCUCAAAAGCAAGAUACGGGUCAACAAUGGGGACACACGUCAAAUCCCCCAGUAAGAAAACUCCUGGAAAGUAAGCUGCCUGUGUAUCAGGUUUUUGCAGGCUCAAAUAUCCCCAAAUCACCAGACAGUCCAGGAUGUACAAGGAAGGUUCUAGAAAGUGAGGUAAGAGGAUCUAGUGGACCAAGCCCCAGUGCUAAUAGGUAUAUUUACUCAUCUCCUAAACACGGCACAAACGGAAAUGAACAGGAAGAAAAAAAGUCCUUCAAAACUUGGGAAUGUCAUGGAAAUGGAAACUAUCAACCCCAAGUGUCAAUUCACAAAGACCACAAUUCACAAAGAGAACAGCAGGGUUUUAGAGAUGGAAUAGCCAGAAAAGAAGAGACAACCAAGAAAAUAAUUUACACAGAGCUUGUGGUCCGAGAAACCCCAAAUAGUACCGGUGGUCUAAAAAAAAACUCGGAAUCGCAAAUUCCUGUUAGAAUGCCAUCUAGUUUCUCAGAAAAUCAUCAAUCCACUCCAUUAAAAUUUGAUACCUCUGUUAAACUGUGUGAAAGGCCAGGGUUACAAAUACCUACUUUAGCUAGAAAUAGGUUACACAGCGGCUCCGAAUCCAGAAAAUCCACAAACGGCUCAUCAGUAGAAAAAUCAUCUGAUUCUUUUGAUAGUAGCCAGUCAACUGUAGUGUGCAAUGGUAUAGAUAGCGAUCAAGUAGGGUACUUGGAAAACAUUGUUACUGAGGGUUUCAAAGACAUCAAACCUUUGCCAGUUUAUGUUAGCAUCCAAGUGGGCAAGAAAUACGAAAAAGAAACAGCUGAGCAGCUGGGAACAUACAAAAAGAUAGUGAGUCACGAGAGUCGAACAGUGCAUGAGACACGGGGAGCGCGUUACACCAUUAAACAAAAACAGACCCCAUCUCCUCAAGGCAGCCCAGAGGAUGACACUCUAGAGCAAGUUACUUUCAUGGACAGCUCUGGCAAAAGUCAUGUUACUCCUGAGACACCAAGUUCUGAGGAGGUGAGCCUUGCCUCCAGAACGCCAGAUUCCGUGAUUGGAUACAUGCCCGGAAUGCCCAUUCCAAUAGCAGAGGAGUCUGAAGAAGACGAAGGAAAGACCUUCGUCUACAAGGAGUCUCUGCCAAAGAAAACCAAGCCUGCCUCCUCAGAACCCUCCAACCGAAAUCAGGAAACACUGAAACGACACAAAGAGAAAAGAGUCGCUUACAUUGAGUUUCCCCCCCCUCCGCCUUUAGAGGCAGAGCAUUCUGACCCUGAUAAGAGGGGAUCUUGUGCCUCCUCAGAGGCUGAGACAGAGAUGAUGGAGGUGAACCUCCAAGAGGAGCAUGAUCGGCACCUCCUUGCAGAGCCCAUCAUCAGGGUUCAACCUCCCUCUCCAGUUCCACCUGGAGCAGACGACAGCGACUCUAGCGACGAUGAGUCUGUCUUCCAUCCCAUUCCCAACAAAAAGUACACCUUUAAGAUGAAGGAGAAGGAGGAAGGAGAGAAGCGUCUAAAACCCCAAAAGCCUGAGAGGAACGGAAACAACAAGGAGUCAGGCACGAAUGGCGUUGAAAAAGAAGAGGAUGUAGACUUAGAGAAAAAUGGCAACGACCAGUCAAUCACAGACUGCUCCAUAGCCACAACUGCUGAGUUCUCUCAUGACACAGAUGCCACUGAAAUAGACUCACUCGAUGGCUAUGACCUUCAAGAUGAGGAUGAUGGAUUGAGUGAACAAGACCCUAAAACAUCAAGCCUGUCCAAUGACGGCAAGACAUGUGAUCGUUCCUUUAGUCAAUCAAAGCUUGAAGUCAUAGAGGAGGAGAAAACACCAAGUGAGGAUGGAGGGGAUAAUGGGAAAGCAAACUCAGACCAAAACACCGGAGAUGAAAAAGACUACACUCUUGAGGGAAGACAUCCAGAUAGACAGGGCGAUAGACAAGACUUUGCAGAUAACUAUUUUCGUUGUCAACUCGAAGAGGAGUUAAACUCUACCUUCAAAACAGUCGCCACGAAAGGCUUAGACUUUGACCCCUGGUCAAGCAAAGGGGAAGAAGGAGAAGGAGUUUUUGAUGCCAAAGCGAGAGAAGAAGAUCCCAAGCCUUUUGGUUUGUCUGUGGAGGACAAAUCGCAAGCCACCACUCCAGACACUACCCCUGCUAGAACCCCGACUGAUGAAAGCACACCGACUAGCGAGCCUAACCCUUUCCCCUUCCAUGAGGGGAAGAUGUUUGAGAUGACGCGCAGUGGUGCAAUUGACAUGAGCAAGCGGGACUUUGUUGAAGAGAGGCUUCAAUUUUUCCAGAUUGGUCCUCAGAGUCCCUGUGAGCGAACAGACCUGCGGAUGGCCAUUGUGGCCGACCACCUGGGACUUAGCUGGACUGAGCUGGCUCGGGAAAUGAACUUUUCUGUCGACGAGAUCAACCACAUCCGAGUGGAGAACCCCAACUCCCUGACAGCGCAGAGCUUCAUGCUGCUAAAGAAAUGGGUCACCCGGGACGGUAAAAACGCAACGACGGAUGCCUUAACUGGAGUGCUGACCAAAGUCAAUCGGAUGGAUAUUGUGACUUUACUGGAAGGGCCGAUAUUUGACUAUGGUAACAUUUCAGGCACGAGAAGUUUUGCCGAUGAUAACGCUGUUUACCUGGAUCAGGCUGAUGGUUGGCACAGUGAGACGUUCAGCGUCAACGUGGAGCCGCCCACACCCGGAUGCAGUGUGAGCUCAGACCUGCUAGACCGCCAGGAAAAUAGCCAGGAGAACUCCAGUGACUCCGUCACCUCUUCCUCUAGAGGGGAGCCAGGGAGGUCCAGGCAUAAUGGCGAUCACACGGAGGUACCACCUCAUGACGGGUCACUUCCUCUAUCGCAGGACUCAGCCAACAGAAGAGCUGGACAUGGGAAGGAAGAAGGCGUACUUGUGUCUGAGAAGAAAGUCCAGCAGCGUUUUAGUGAGUCUGGCACUGAUGAGGAACAAACCGUCACCACCAGGGUGUUUCGGCGCCGGGUCAUUCUUAAGGGAGAACAGGCAAAGAAUAUUCCAGGCGAAUCAGUGACAGAAGAACAGUUUACCGAUGAAGACGGUAACAUCAUCACUAGAAAAGUCAUCAGAAAAGUCAUCAGGCGGGUGUCCAUGCCUGACGACCAGGGCGGGGACAGGGGGAGGUGGGACCGAGGAGACCUCUGGCCUUGCCCUUUCUCACUGGAGGAGGAGCUAGAGCAAGGAGAUGGAGCUAAAAGCAGGAGGAAGGAGGAGAGGCUGGGAGAAAAGAAGCUUCACUCGUAGGGCUAGCUGUGCUCCACCAGGUCUCCACGGCAGAAAGUUACACACAACUAGAAACUAAAGGAAAAUAGGACAUUUCAGCCAAUACUUCCAACAUGUGGUUUUCAAGCGUGAAGAACUUGACCCGUCUGAUUUUAGCAUGAGCAUGAAAAACUCACUCCCUGUCAAUUGAGGGAUCUGGAAGGUUCUCACCAUGGAAUCUGAAUUCUAAUUGUACAGCUCUCACUUCCUGUGGUCUAUGGACCAGAAGAAUUAUGCUUCCUGUUUGUGACUCGUAAUGUGCCAUUGGUGUCAUGAGAGCUUUUGAGGAGCAUUGUGGUGAGACCGAAAAAGGACUCCAUUACAGAAAAACCACAGGUGCAACUGAACAUACACUUCCCUGUGACCAAAGAUGGCACAAAAGCUCAAUUCUAAUAGUAGGAGAAAGAAACUCAACAAAAUUACAGAAAAACAAGAGGAUCACUUCUGAUCCACCUCCAACACUCGCCUUAUAUGUUUGUUCUUGGACCCAUAAAUGUCAGGUUGUAAAUUGCUGGGGUUUUUGUUUUCCUUUUUAUAAACCUGAAAAUAACAAUACUUUGUUCUGUAUAGAAAUUACAAUCUGUACAAUCCUAAAAUGAUGAGUUACAAGAUGAUAAUGCAGAGGAGAGAACUUUACAAGUGCUUUCAACAUGAUUAUCAAAAUGGUUCAAGAUUUGAGUGAACUUCACAUGUUGUUGUAUAAUUAAUUAUUAUAGCAGGUAUAACAUUUGUAUAUGAAAAAAGAUGGUUUGAUUUUAACAGAGGAAAUUUCCAGAAAAUCUUCUGCAAAUUUCAGUGAUUCCCAAAAUGGGGAUGUAUCUAAUUCUGCAAAAGCAGUCUUUCAAGAGUACUCAUAUUUUCAUGCAUGCCUUUCACAUUAUUUUAAGUAAAAUUUGUACAAGUUUGAAAACACUGUAUUAAAAAUUAGAAUUAAAACCCUUUAUCUGUGUACAACUAUAGCCUUAACAUUUGUCACCAGUUUUAUAUUUGAAAUUAUAAAAAAAAAAAACAUAAGUGUUUUUUUUGUCUCGGAUGAGGAACAGUAUGAAGAAAGUUUGUUCUAUAGCUUCUUGAGGAUUACCGUUUGUCUAUGUACAACUGAAGGGCGGCUUCUGCAGGGUUUUAUCAUAAAUGCUAUGAGAAAGGAGUAAUCUGAAUGUAUAUGCUAGAAGACUGUCUCGCUGUAAAAUGAUCAAUGUAUUGUGUGUAUUGGCUAUAAGGUGUAGAGGUCGCUGUACGCUGUAAGACUGUUUGUAAUCAUUUUAGCAGUGUGUCAAUUGGUUUUAUAAAGGCUGCUGUGGUUUUAAAGACGAGGGUUUGGGGUUUUUGGGAAGUAUUUCCUUAAGUUUAAUCUACUCACAUAAAGACACACAAGGCAUUCUUUGAUUGUAACUCUUGAUAGCAUAUGUAUGACAAAAACACUGGAUGGUCAAAACGAUUAUUUAAGCAUAAAAUAAAUUGUGUUGAACUCUGAAAUUGUGUGAUCUUUUUAGGCUUGAGAAUCUGUAUGCAGUGUCUAACUAGCAUUGUUUUGAUAGCUCAUUGGCGAUUACUUUGCAUUAGAUCUUCUCUUUGUAUUGGUUAGACUAGAGGCCCAUGUAGUUCAAGUGUGGUGUUAUUCUGGUGUGAAGGCUCAGACUUAGUGUGAUGAUGUUUAUGCUGUGGACAUGACAACCAUGUAAAGGACUUAAUUUCUUUUGACAAGUGAAGCAAUUUAGGGUAUUGUAUCAUAUAUCCUAUCUUACAUGUCAAUCAGGGGGUAGAGGGUAAUUUGAUAUGGUUGAACUAUCAAUUUUGUCAAUUUUGUUUGAUAUGUGUUUUCAACUGAACAAAUUUUUUCGAUGUACAAUUCUUACUAACAGAGUGAAGCCAUUGAAAUGUAACUAUUCUAGCACUUUGGUUAUUCAAAGUCUUCUUUUAGAGGCUAUAGAAGCAAUGACGCCACCACAAUGUUUCAAGCGUCUUAAAAAAAUGUAAUUUAAAAACAAAAUAAAUAAAAAAGCAUUGGUUUUGAAA